Parastagonospora nodorum SN15 is the source of this 8556-nucleotide messenger RNA. RefSeq lists its product as hypothetical. Gene Ontology annotation, molecular function: 3-oxoacyl-[acyl-carrier-protein] synthase activity; fatty acid synthase activity. Bases 1 to 8556 code for a protein of 2851 amino acids. Lineage: Eukaryota; Fungi; Ascomycota; Dothideomycetes; Pleosporales; Phaeosphaeriaceae. Gene Ontology annotation, biological process: fatty acid biosynthetic process; secondary metabolite biosynthetic process. The record is from RefSeq and is a predicted model, not a curated record. The transcript has 4 exons.
AUGUCACACAACAAACCCGUCAACGAGCCCAUCGUUAUCAUAGGUAGCGGAUGUCGCUUUGCAGGAGGAGCAAACUCACCUUCGAAACUAUGGGACCUGCUCCGCAACCCGAAAGAUUUACGCAGUGAUGUCACGAGCCGCUUCAACAGCCAGGGGUACUAUCACAAGGACGGUACACAUCAUGGACACAUGAACGUGCUACAGUCGUAUCUCAUAGGGGAAGACACACGACUGUUUGAUGCCGAAUUCUUCGGUGUCAAUCCCGUCGAGGCCAAAGCGAUGGAUCCACAACAACGUCUACUGCUUGAAGUCGUCUACGAAGCAAUCGAAUCAGCAGGCCUGAGUAUGGAGAGAAUGCGAGGAAGCGAUACGGCAGUCUUUGCUGGCCUUAUGUGCGGCGAUUACGAGGCCAUGAUGCUUCGGGAUUUGGAUCAAGCGCCAACACAUUUUGCUAUUGGGACAUCGCGAGCAAUCCUCUCAAAUCGAGUAUCAUAUUUCUUUGACUGGCAUGGGCCCUCCAUUACUAUCGACACCGCAUGCUCAUCUAGUCUCGUCGCCGUUCAUCACGCGGUCCAGGCACUGCGGUCAGGAGACAGCCACGCAGCGAUUGCGUGUGGCUCAAACCUCAUCCUAGGCCCGGAAAUGUACGUCAUAGAAAGCAAAUUGAAGAUGCUGUCCCCAGAUGGGCUCAGUCGCAUGUGGGAUAAGGACGCGAAUGGUUAUGCACGCGGAGAAGGCGUGACAGCUGUCGUGCUCAAGACGCUGAGCCAGGCGUUGGCAGACAACGACAGAAUUGAAGCCGUGAUAAGAGAAACGGGCGUCAAUCAAGAUGGAGCAACGCCCGGCAUCACAAUGCCUAGUGCUAGUGCACAGCGGGCAUUAAUCCACAGCGUGUACAGGAAAGCCGGUCUUGAUCCAGAGAGCCCCAAUGAUCGGCCCCAGUACAUCGAAUCUCAUGGUACUGGUACACCAGCAGGAGGAUCCAUCAAGACUGUGCUGGGACAUACUGAGGGUUCAGCCGGCAUCGCAGCGCUUCUUAAAGUUACCAAGGCGAUUCAGAAUGCCACAGUACCGCCAAACCUAUGGUUCCAACAACUGAACCACAAGUUAGAGCCAUUUUAUGGCAAUAUUCAGAUACCCACCCAACCAGUCACAUGGCCUGCUACAGAAAAGAGGAGGCGGAAACGUGCUAGCAUCAACAACUUUGGUUUUGGUGGAACGAAUGCUCAUGCAAUUGUCGAAGGCUAUGAGCCAAAGGAAGAGAUUCCGCCUCCCAGCUUCCACCAUGUCGAUGCUACGGUAUCGACACCCUUUGUCUUCUCAGCUGCGUCGAAGGAGUCAUUGCGCGCAAACCUCGCCGCGUAUGCUCUUCACUUGGAUGCCCAUCCACAAAUUAGCACGCGAGACCUUGCAUACACAUUACGCGAACGACGAUCAGUGCUUCCAUUUCGUAUAGCCUUUCCGGAAUCGAACACCAAGGAUCUGAAACUCAGUAUCGCAGCCCGCCUCUCGGAGUCAGAUGGAGAAGGUCUUGGAGUACGCACAUGGGCAGCAAAUAAUGGAGGGAGUUCUAAGCUCCUUGGAAUCUUCACCGGCCAGGGAGCGCAAUACGCGCGUAUGGGUACAGAACUGCUUGCCCAGACCAACAUGGCUCGGAAAACGCUUGAAGAGCUCGAGGGUUAUCUUGCCGAACUUCCAGAAGAAGAUCGUCCGAGCUGGUCGCUUCAGAGUGAACUGCUUGCCGACCCCUCAGUCUCCCGUGUGGGUGAAGCAGCAAUCUCACAACCGCUGUGUACGGCAGUUCAAAUCAUCUUAGUGAAACUCCUCUGCUCGGCAAAAGUUAGAUUCGACACUGUUAUCGGUCACUCUAGUGGAGAGAUAGCAGCUGCAUACGCGGCGGGAUACCUCAGUGCACGCGAUGCACUCCUUGUUGCUUACUACAGAGGGUUGCAUUGCAAGCUUGCCGCAAGCCCUAACGGAAAUGUAAAGGGCGCUAUGCUCGCUGCCGGAACCUCGUUGGAAGAUGCAACCGAGCUAUGCGAGGAUGAGGAGUUUUCAGGUCGAAUCAAUGUCGCGGCAAGCAAUUCAUCUUCAAGUGUCACUAUCUCCGGAGACGAGGAUGCUAUUGAUGAGCUCGCAACAGUCUUUGACGACGAGAAGAAGUUCAAUCGCCGACUCAAAGUGGAUACGGCGUACCACUCAAAGCACAUGCUGCCGUGUUUCGAACCAUACGUCGCAUCUCUCCGACGCGUUGGAAUUACGGUGCUGCCUGGCAAUGAUCAAUGCACUUGGAUCUCAAGUGUCCAUGAAGGCAGGGCGAUCAAUCCCGCAACCGAUGAGUUGGCGGAUGUUUACUGGGCACAAAACAUGACCAAGCCUGUUUUGUUCUCCCAGGCUGUACAAGCAGCCGUUGCACCAGUUCGGGGUGGCGAACCCUUUGCAGCAGCACUCGAGGUUGGUCCACAUGCUGCUCUCGCUGGACCAGCAAAGCAAACUAUUCAAGAAGUUGCACAAAAGGAAAUUCCAUAUCAUGGAUCUCUAGUUCGCGGCGAAAACGCAACGAAGGCUUUUGCGACGUGCCUCGGAUUCUUGUGGGAGCGCCUUGACGCCGCUUCGUUGGACCUGGGUAGCUGUGAAGCGGCAUUGUCCUCGUCUGGCGGCGUUCAGCAGUAUACUGUGCUCGCUGAUUUGCCGACUUAUCAAUGGAAGCACGAGACUGUGUACUGGGCAGAAUCUAGGAGGUCGCGCCGCAUGCGACUACGCGAGGGGCCUUUUCAUCAGCUGCUCGGCAACGUAUCUCCAGACAGCGCACCGCACAUACUCCGAUGGAAGAAUGUGCUGAAACCGAAGGAGAUGACUUGGCUGGAGGGACAUCAGGUGCAGAAUCAAGUAGUGCUGCCGGCCGCAACCUACAUCUGUACGGCUAUUGAGGCUGCGCGGUCGCUGGCCCAAGGCAAGAACAUUCAGCUCAUCGAGCUGAGUAACUUUUGCAUCCACAAUGCCAUUACUUUCGACCAGAAUGACGUGGGAGUUGAAGUUUUGGUUGAACUGUCUCGCAUUAACGUCAAAGAAAAUCAUGUCAACGCUACGUUCACCUACACCGCUGGACUGGGAGAUGAGACAAACGACCUUGCCCUUGCCGCCAAUGGUGAGCUCAACAUUCUGCUCGUGGACGAUGAUCCGUCUCUUGCGCUUUUCCCAGAACGCCAAGAGCCACCGCCGCACAUGAUUCCCGUGCAGCCAAGCCGUUUGUAUGAUUUCAUGAAGGGGUUGGAAUAUGACUUCUCCGGACCAUUCCAGUCCCUCGCCAAACUGGAGAGAAAGCUCGGUACUGCAACAUGCCUUGCGAAAAAAGCGAGGAAAUCUGUACCGGAUGCAGAUGAUCUCCUUGUUCAUCCUGUUGACCUCGACGCCGCUUUUCAGUCUGUUAUGCUGGCAUACAGCUACCCUGGCGAUGAUCAAUUACGCUUGUUGCAUUUGCCCACCAGUAUUGAAAGACUACGUGUAAAUCCUGCGGCCCUUUCUUCUCAAAAGUAUGUUGAAAACGACACGACAAUUCUUGAUUCUACUUGCACCACAGCAGACCGCGCUGAGCCUGGCAAUGGCUUUUCGGGCAGUGUCAACAUGUAUGCGGCCGGUUUCGACCACGCAGCCAUUCAGGUGGAACAAGUCAAAUUCAAGCCUGUUGGAUCCGAUGCGAAGGAUGACCGGAAUGUCUUCUAUAAGAUGCAUUGGGUACCUAGUAAACCUGACGGACUACUAGCUGCAGCUAGUGUUCCCAUAACUGAGCGCGAUCGCAAGCUUAUGUUUGUCCUGAGUCGCAUUGCCGCCUACUACCUGCGGAAAUUUGACGAAAUGAUCGCCGAAGAUGAUCCUGCAAGAUUGGAAAGCCCUCUUUGCCAUUACAUGCGCUAUGCUCGACACAUGAUGGGCCUGUUGAGGGCGGGAGAGCAUAAAUGGGCGUACAAGGAGUGGCUUCAAGAUACAGAGCAGGACGUCUUUGACGACAUUGCUUCUAAAGGCUUCCAGGAUAACUCUGAUGUUAGGAUUAUGCUUCUGGUUGGGAGCACCAUGCCACGUGUGUUCAGGCGUGAGACGACAAUGCUGGAGCAUUUCCGCACGUCUGGAUUGCUCGACGAGUACUACUCUAACGGUUUCGGGACCAAGCAGUGCACUCUGUGGGUUGCCGGCGUCCUGAAGCAAUUGGCGGACUGCAAUCCACAUCUUAACCUGUUGGAGAUUGGAGCUGGUACUGGUAGUGCGACCAAGACGAUUCUGAAGUCCGUUGGCCACGACUUUGCAAGUUAUACCUUUACCGACAUCUCAUCUAGCUUCUUCGAGAAUGCGGCUGAGACUUUUUCAGACUAUGGAAGUCGCAUGGUUUUUAAGGUGUGUAAUGCUGAGAAUGAUCCUGUUGAGCAGGGCUUCGAAGCAGGUACAUAUGAUGUUGUCAUUGCCUUCAUGGUCAUUCAUGCUUGCGCAAAGCUUGACGAGGCUGUGGCCAAUCUCCGAAAGCUCCUGAAGCCUGGCGGUCUAUUGGUUCUUGGAGAAGGUGCUAGCGAUGGCGCAAUGCAAGCUGGCGCAGGGUUCAUAUUCGGUACCCUCCCGGGCUGGUGGCGCGGUGUUGAUGAGGGUCGCACAUUGUCGCCCUUGGUGAGCGCGUCAGAAUGGCAGGUCAUUCUCAGAGACGCCGGCUUCUCGGGCAUUGACACCAUGUCGCCACCUGAGCUCUUUGAUGCCUUUGGCAUCACACUCUUCGUCUCAACUGCUGUGGAUGAGCGCAUCGAAUUUGUACGCAAUCCCCGAGCAAAGGCUUCCCGCGCAGUGUAUAACAAGGUUGUUGUUAUUGGUGGGAUCACAUCUACGAUUGCAAAGCUGGCCGAAGAAAUACAAACGGUCUUGACGCCUUUGGCCAUCCAAGUUCUGUUGUGCACAUCCCUCGAAGAUCUGCAAGAAAACGUCCUGGACGAUGAGACGGUUAUUAUCAGCCUCGUAGACCUGGAGGCUCCAGUAUUCAAGGACAUUACAUCGGAGAGAUGGUACAAAUUCCGCCUACUCUUUGAGACAAAGAGGGAAAUUCUCUGGCUAACUAGCGGCCGUCUUGAAGACGAACCCUACUCCAACAUGACAGUAGGGUUCGGCCGUUCUGCAAUGCACGAGGAAGAGACCCUUCGCGUACAAUACCUGGAUGUGGCGGAUGUUAGCCAGCUCAACGCAGUUAUGGUUAUGCAGUACCUUUUGCGAUUCACCUCUUCUGAACUGGACAAGUCUGACAUUCUCUACACCAAGGAGCCGGAAGUCAUCAUCGACGCAAAUGGCAGAGAGCUAGUUCCGCGCUUGUUCACGAUACAGGCCGCAAACAACCGUCUCAACUCAGUUACACGACCUAUUUAUGAGGACGUGGAUACAAGUCAGAGUGUGGUGGAGCUACGGUAUGCCAAAGAGGAGCCGAGCUUUAGAAAGCUAUCGCGAUACGAGGUCUCUGCAAAGCUUGAACCGUCACAUGACACCACGAUCAAAUUGCGCGUUGCUUAUUCUGUUAUAUCUGCGCUAAGAUGUCCGGCUGGCUAUCAGUAUCUCAUCAUGGGUUUCGACGAAUCCGGUGCUCGGCGCGUCGCUUUGGUCAACUCGCUCACCUCUGUACUUUGCGUCCCUCUGAAAUCGACGAUUUUGUGUGAGCUCUACGAUAUGUCAGAACCCAGCUACCUCACGCUCCUUGCCGCAGAGAUCAUCGCCAUGACGAUCGUUGACCCGCUGUUUACUGGUCAAAAGCUGGCUAUCCUCAAUGCUUCUAAACUCAUCAUCCAGGCCAUCGCUAGCUACGCCACGGCCAAGGGUGUUGAAACAACCUUUAUAGUAGAUGCGGGUGGCGAAUUUGUUCCCAAGGACGUUGCAGUGCAGUCCCAUUUGCCAUUAUAUCCUUCGCGAUCCGAUAUGUCGUUCAUUCUACCCACGAAUCUGGCUUGUUUUGUCAGCUUCUCUGCCUUGAAUAAGGCUGACAGCGAGGAUGCUAUGAAGUCCCUGCUUCCAUUCUAUUGUCAAAAGAUGAACACGAGCACUCUCUUCUCAACUCACGGCGUCGACACUGGCGCUCUUGGGGCCACGGCACAGCAUGUACUCAGCCGCGCCAUUAGCUCAAGAAAAGGACGGGUCAUUGACUGGACACCACCAAGCACCUCGCUUUCUGUUCGCAUAACGCGCUUCGAGAUGACCCAACUCUUCAAGGCUGACAAGACCUAUUGGCUAGUCGGACUGUCCGGCGCAUUAGGAAUCUCUCUCUGCGAUUGGAUGAUUGAACGAGGUGUUAAAUAUCUGGUUCUGACAAGUCGGAACCCCAAGAUCGAUGAGCGAUGGAUCGAGAACCAUGAAAAGCAUGGUGUUAUGAUCAAGAUUCUGCUCUGUGAUGUGACUGACGAGGCUGCCAUCAAAGACGUCCACCAGACCAUUGUCCGCACGCUUCCGCCCAUCGCUGGUUUACUCAACGGUGCCAUGGUCCUGCGAGACGUUUCAGUGCGCAAUAUGGAGUACGCACAAGUCACCGAUGUUAUCAGACCAAAAGUUCUCGGGAGCAUCCACUUGGACCGCAUCUUCCACGACAUAGAUCUCGAUUUCUUUGUUCUCUUGUCCUCCAUCAACUGCGUCAUUGGGAACGUCGGACAAGCAAACUAUGCCGCUGCAAACAUGGGCAUGAUAGGUGUGGCUGGCCACCGCCGUAAACGUGGUCUCCGCUCUUCCGUCGUAAACGUCGGCGCCAUCAUUGGUGUUGGUUACAUCACACAAUCUGAUCGACAACUUGACGUUACGGUCGCCAAAACAGCCAUGAUGCAUUUAUCCGAGCAGGAUUUCCACCAGAUUUUCGCCGAAUGUAUGGAGGCUGGACAUUUGGACAACGACAGCGGUCCAGAAAUUUCAACAGGCUUACUGGAAAUUACGCCCGAUACCAUUGACAUCCCACCGUGGUAUUCUGAUCCAAAGUUCAAGCGCUUCCAAGUCCAUCAAGCUGCUGCUGGAGCUGGCAAGGCCGAGGUGGCCAACUCGGCUUCGACGCAAGAGCUUUUGUUGGCAUGUCGCAGUCAAGCGGACAUUACCAAGGUUGUCCAACAGGCGUAUUGCGCCCAGCUCCGUCGUAUCCUGCAGGUUUCUACAGCAGACGAGGAUUUGAUGAUGAUGCGUGGAGUCGAUCUAGGGUUCGACUCGUUGCUUUCCGUCGAUGUGCGCUCGUGGUUCCUCAAGAACUUCCGCGUGAGUAUUCCAGUUCUCAAGAUCAUGGCCAACGAUGUGCGCAUGUCGACCUUGGUGGACUUGGCAGCAGAGAGUAUUCCUGCAGAAUUGAUACCUCAUGUCCAGCAGCAGCAGCAGCAGGCCGGUAGGCAGGAUGCUUCAUCAAAUACCAGCAGCGACGAUGAGACCGCAAGUACCCUACCCACAUCCCCCGAGUCUGCUAGUCCUGGCACAUCAACACCCGUUCCCGAGAAGGACAUUUCGCCAGUCGACACGUUCAACUCUGUAGACUGGUAUUUCGAAACCACUCCACCCUCAAUAUCUACCUUUUCCGAGCUCACUUCCGCCCCUGCGCCUCGAUCGGACCCUAAGGUCGUCGUACUGACGGGCUGCUCGGGUCUCCUGGGUCACCAUCUCUUGAGUACCUUGAUCGCCCAACCUUCCAUUCGCAAGAUCAUUUGUCUCGCUGUGCGCAGCCUCCCCUCGCGCCUGUCAAGCGGCGAGCUUCCACUUCCGGGCGACAAGAUUGAGUACCACGCUGGCGACCUCACCGCACCACAACUCGGCCUCUCAACCUCAACUUGGAUCUCCAUUUUCAAGCAAGCCGACGCCGUCAUUCAUAAUGGCUCCGACACUUCGCAUCUGAAAUACUAUUCUGCGCUCAAGCUCGCAAACGUCGAUUCGACUAAACAAUUAGUUUCAACGUGCCUCCAGCGCAUGAUACCAUUCCACUACGUCUCCUCUGCAGGUGUUGCCUUGUUUGCGGAACGCGACGCAUUCCCUCCAGUUUCAUGUACCACGACGGGCAAGACUCCACCCGCUGAUGGAUCUCAUGGAUACAUGUGUGGCAAAUGGGUUUGCGAGAAGAUGCUCGAGCGGGUCUACGAGCAGUACCACCUUCCUAUUGUGAUUCAACGCCCAUCUACCAUCAUUCGGUCUGGCGAGGACGCAGCUGUUGAACGCGCCGGCUUCGAUUGGGUCAAUUCGCUCCUACACUUUGCGCAUCAAACACAAACGGUACCAAGGGUUGACCACAAUGCUGGCGCCUUCGACCUUGUGAGCGUGGACACUUGUUGCAGUGAUGUAGCCAGGAAGUUGACGCGCGCCACGAAGGAGAGGAUCACGUAUGUGAAUAAUGUAGGGGACGUCGUCAUUCCUAUGGCUUCAAUGGCAGACGUGGGGCUGGACAGGAUUGGAAAAAGGUACAAUGUCUUGACCAUGGACGAAUGGACAAAGACAGUAGUAGAGGCGGGUAUGCAUCCAGCUGUUGCGGCAUUGAUUGAGACGUUUGAUGAACCCGGGGUUGAGAAGUAUCCGAUGCUGUUAAGAGAGUAA